AUGCAAUCGCAACUCUACCCCACUGAUACCGCUAAGAUCGCCUUCAUAAUCUCACAACUGCAAGGUAAAGCUCUCCGCUGGGCGGACGCACUCUGGAUUCAGAAAGGUUCCGUGGUGAAAUCCUAUCCAGCCUUCGUCGCUCAUUUCCGCGAAGUCUUUGGAAAGCCCCUCUCGGAUUCAUCAGUUGUUGUCGCGCUCCUCGAUUCAGGGUCAGCCGGGAACUUCAUCUCCGGUGCCCUCUGCCGACAACUCAAGCUCAAAACUUCGCCGUCCAUCUACCAAGUCCACUCCAUCACCGGAAAGCCCCUAAGCCGCACGAAGAUCAGUUGCUGUGUGGGACCGCUGCAGCUCCGUGUUGGAAUACUACACGUCGAGGAUAUUCACCUGCUGGUUCUGGAGGAAUCAACCGCUGACGUGGUUCUAGGAUUCACCUGCAGCUUCAUCAUGGGUGAUUCACAAGGAUCCAGAGAUGGAGAUUGUUCUCCAGGAUGCAGUUCAGUCCAGCAGAAGAGCUCAAACCCAGAGUCCAGCUGUGUGUCUCUGAAGAGUAACUGGUCUAUGGAGGAGCCAACAAAGUUUAAGAGUGAAAACACACAGCCUGAUCUCAGCAGUGACUCUAAACCUGAAGUCUUAAACACACUGAGAUCAAAUCUGAGAAAGAAGUUUGAGUGUUUGUAUGAGGGAAUAUCAAAGCAGGGAAACCCAACACUCCUGAAUGAGAUCUACACAGAGCUCUACAUCACAGAGAGUGAAAGUGGAGAGAUCAAUAAUGAGCAUGAGGUGAGACAGAUUGAGACACAGUCCAGGAGAGCAGAAACAGAGGACACACCGAUCAAAUGCAGUCACAUCUUUAGACCUUUACCUGGACAAGACAAACCCAUCAGAACUGUGCUGACAAAGGGAGUCGCUGGCAUUGGAAAAACAGUCUCUGUGCAGAAGUUCAUCCUGGACUGGGCUGAAGGGAAAGAGAAUCAGGACGUCCAGCUCAUAUUUCCACUUCCUUUCAGAGAGCUCAACUUGAUGAAGGACAAAACACUCAGUCUUUCAGAUCUUCUUCAUGUCUUUUACCCUGAAACAAAAGAAAUGGAAAUAUCCAGUGAUAAGUACAAAGUUUCCUUCAUCUUUGAUGGUCUGGAUGAGUGUCGUCUGUCUCUGGAUUUUCAGAGCGAUGUGAGGUUGUGUGAUGUGACUGAAUCAGCCUCAGUGGACGUGCUGCUGACGAACCUCAUUGCGGGGAAUCUGCUUCCCUCUGCUCUCAUCUGGAUCACCUCCAGACCAGCAGCAGCUGAUCUCGUCCCCUCUGAGUGUGUCCAUCGAGUGACAGAGGUACGAGGCUUCAGUGACCCACAGAAGCAGGAAUACUUCAGGAAGAGAAUCAGGGAUCAGAGUCUGUCCGACAGGAUCAUCUCACAUCUGAAGUCAUCAAGGAGCCUCUUUAUUAUGUGUCACAUCCCAGUGUUCUGCUGGAUCUCAGCCACUGUUCUAGAGAAGAUGUUGAGUGAAGCAGAGAGAGGAGAGAUUCCCAAGACUCUGACUCAAAUGUACACACACUUCCUGAUCCUUCAGACCAACAUCAAACAUGAGAAGGACUAUGAGAAGAAAGUGAAAGAUGAAGACAUGAUUGUCAAACUGGGGAAACUGGCAUUUCAGCAGCUUGUGAAAGGCAACCUGAUCUUCUAUGAGGAAGACCUGAGAGAGUGUGGCAUUGAUGUGACAGAAGCAUCAGUGUACUCAGGAUUGUGCACUCAGAUCUUCAGAGAGGAGUUGGGCUUGUAUCAGGGGAAAGUCUUCUGCUUUGUUCAUCUGAGCAUUCAGGAACAUCUAGCAGCUCUAUAUGUGCAUCUCUCCUUUAUAAACAAGAACAUCAAUGUGUUUGACCAGAUUACCAAACCAACUAAAGCUUCACUAUCUGACCUCCAUCAGAGAGCUGUGGAUGAGGCUUUAGACAGUAAAAAUGGGCAUCUGGACCUUUUCCUUCGUUUCCUUCUGGGUCUGUCAGUGGAGUCUAAUCAGAGGCUCUUACAAGAACUAAAGACACAGACAGGAAACAGAUCUCACAACAAUGAGAAAACAGUUCACUAUAUCAAAGAGAGGAUCAGUGAGAAUCCCUCUCCAGAUAAAUACAUCAAUCUGUUUCACUGUCUGAAUGAACUGGGUGAUCUUUCACUAGUGAAUGAAGCUGAACCUCAUAUGAAGUCUGGAGGAUUACGUGAUGUGAAACUCUCCUCAUCUCAGUGGUCAGCUUUAGUUUUUGUGUUGUUGAGCUCAGAGUCGACAAUGCAGAAGUUUCACCUGAAUAGCUUAAUUGGAGUCAGAACUGAUCAGUAA
Molecule: messenger RNA, 2328 nt
Organism: Megalobrama amblycephala (Wuchang bream)
Lineage: Eukaryota; Metazoa; Chordata; Actinopteri; Cypriniformes; Xenocyprididae
Product: NLR family CARD domain-containing protein 3-like
Exons: 5
Coding region: 1-2328 (775 amino acids)
Source: RefSeq, a predicted model, not a curated record